CACAGCUCCUGAAGGAUUGUGUUCCUUGGUUGAUGCCAGGGUAGAUUUGUCCCCUCACCGGGACCUCAACUGAGAAUGCGCAAGGCACAAAGGUGUUCGAGGGUCUAAAGAAUUCAAGGUAGUUACCUCCAAUGGGACAGGGUGUGUCUGCUAUGAGUGACAGCCCAAAUACCCCACCCCUGCUUUUCCCCCUGUACCUAGGUAUUUUUCUCCCCCAGUGCUGGGGAUGGAACCAGGACCUCAGAGCCACAAAGCACAUGCCAUACCUCUGAGCUACACCCCAGCCUUUAGCUGUCCAUUCUUUGUUUGUUUUUGUUUCUCUGGUACUAGGAAUCGAACUCAUGACCUCAAGCUUGCCAGGCAGGCGCUGUGCCACUGAGCUAUAUCCCAGGCCCCUAGCUGACAAGAAAAAACUUUGUUCCCGCCAAGACCUGCUGUGAGUGGGGUACUGCAGCAGUGUAGGCUUGCUUGUGGCUGCUAACAGCUAGCAGAUAAAAUGCUGAUUCUUGUUUAGUUAGUUGGAAGAUACUUCGGUUCCAAAGUGUGUUCCCUGGACCACCACCAUCACCCGAGAAUUGGUUAGAAAUGUUUAUUGCCAGGCCCCACCCUAUACCUUCAGAACCAGAAACUAGAGGGUGGGGCCCCGGCAGUUGGUGUUUAACGCCCUCUGGGUGAUUCUGAUGCCUGAGCUAGUUUGAAAAUGACUGGUUUAAAUCUGCAAAUAGAAGCUGCAAAGCAAGUUAGGGCCUGGGUGUGGUUCAGUGGGAGAGCUCUGGCCAAAGGAGCAUAGGAGGGCUUGGGCUCCAUCCUCAGUACAGCAAAAACAGACACACAGGCAGGCAGGUAGGCAGGCAAACAAAACAAGUUACAUGUCCCGAAGACACACAGCGGAGACAGAUCCCCUGCAGUGUGAAAGGCACCGAAGCUCGCUCUACUGCUUCGUGAAAGAUGAGCACCAGGUUCCUAGAUCUACUUAGAAGCAAAGGGCACCUAAGGUCAUUAGAGAUGGAGCCAGACAGAGUGGGACUCACCUGAGGUCCCAGCUGCUCCAGAGCCUAAGACGGGAAGGUCUCUGAGCCCAGGAGUUUGGGGCCAGCCUGGGCACCAUAACGAAACACAGGUCUCUCAAAAUAGAAAGGAAGUUGGAGUCACCAUCUGGAUCGGUGCCUUCUGGAAGCCAACUCAGCACAGCUCCGUUAUCUCUGAGUAAGGGCGCCAGGGGUCCAGGUGGCAUUUUACCUUUGACCACUUCGUGGUUGACCCUGGCCAGGAGUAUGAGGUGACCGUUCACCACCUGCCCAAGCCCAUCCCUGACGGGGACCCCAACCACCUGUCCAGGAAUGUCCUUGUGCCCGACUGCAAGGACCCCGAGAUGAAGAUGACCACGGCUUGUCUGAGCUCAGGCAGCCUGUGGAAUCCCGACAUCACCGUGGAGAACCUAGAGGCCGAGCAGCUGUGGGUGAGCUUCACCCUGUGGAACGAAUCCACCCACUACCAGGUCCUCCUCCACAGCUUUCCCCACACAGAGAACGUCAGCUGCUUCGAGAGCGUACUGCAAAUACCUGCGCCCAGACAAGAGGAAUUCCACCAGCGCACCAACAUCACGGUCCCGCUUCACCACUCCGCCUGGUGCUGCCGCCACCGCGUGCAGGUACAGCCCUUCUUCAGCACCUGCCUGAAUGACUGUCUCAGAUACUCUGUGACCGUCCCCUGCCCAGAGAUGCCACCGACCCCAGCUGCCGUUGCAGACCACAUUCCCCUGUGGGGCUACAUCUUCAUCACGGGCGUCUCCAUCCUGCUGGUGGGCUCGGUCAUCCUGAUGAUCCUCUGCCUGACGUGGAGGCUGCCAGCAUCUCACCACGAGAAGGGUGGUAACAGCACCAAAGGCGCUGAUGUCCUGCCAGUGGCUGCCCUGAAGCCCCCACCCCUGAAGCCCAGGAAGGUCUGGAUUGUCUACUCGGCCGACCACCCUCUCUAUGUGGACGUGGUCUUGAAGUUCGCCCAGUUCCUGAUCACCGCCUGUGGCACCGAAGUGGCCCUUGACCUCCUAGAAGAGCAGGUCAUCUCAGAGGUGGGGGUGAUGACGUGGGUGGGCCGCCAGAAGCAGGAAAUGGUGGAGAGCGACUCCAAAAUCAUCAUCCUGUGUUCCCGCGGCACCCGGGCCAAGUGGCAGGCUAUCCUGGGCUGGGAGGAAGCCGCCGUCCGGCUGCGGUGUGACCACGAGAAGCCCGCCGGGGACCUCUUCACCGCCGCCAUGAACGUGAUCCUGCCCGACUUCAAGAAACCAGCCUGCUUCGGCACCUACAUCGUCUGCUACUUCACGGGCAUCAGCAGCGAGAACGACGUCCCUGACCUCUUCCACAUCACCUCCAGGUACCCUCUGAUGGACAAGUUCGAGGAAGUGUACUUCCGGAUCCAGGACCUAGAGAUGUUUGAGCCCGGCCAGAUGUGCCGCGUCAGGGAGCUGGCGGGAGACAGCUACCCGCAGAGCCCCAGCGGGAGGCAGCUCCGGGGGGCCGUGGAAAGGUUCCGGGAGUGGCAGAUCCAGUGCCCCGACUGGUUCGAGCGUGAGAGCCUGCAUUCAACCGAUGACCAGGACCUUUCUUCCCUGGAUGAAGAGGUGUUUGAAGAGCCGCUGCUGCCGCCGGGGGAAAGAAUUGUCAGGCAGAAGCCCCUGGUGCGAGAACCUGCCCCCGAGGGCUGUCUGGUGGUAGAUGUAGGCCUCGGUGAGGGACGCAGGGGAACAUCAAAGCUAGGGCCCCAGCUGCAGCCUGCGGGGGAGCUGGAGGCCGGGCCCCUGAGGACCCUGGUGCUGCCGGUGGAACCCGUCCCUGCGGCUCAGGUAGUGGAGCUAGCCCAGCUCUCUGUGGGGAGCGGCACAGCCCGCCGGCUGGCCGUGGUGCAAGGUGAGGCCUGCCCGCCGCUAGGGGGCAGCAGCCCGCGGCGGAACAGCGUCCUCUUCCUCCCCGAGGACCCCGAGGACCCCGAGGACUCACCUCUCUGCAGCACUCCAGUGGCAUCACCUGAUCAUCUGGAUGAUGGGAGGGAGCAGCUAGAGGGCUUGAUGUUCUCGCUCCUGCAGCAGAGUCUGGGCAGCCGGGCCCAGGAGGGCUGGGAGGAGCCUAUUGGAGUCCUCAAGGGCCCCUUUGAAGAGGAGCAGCGGCAGUCGGUGCAGUCUGACCAAGGCUAUAUCUCCAGGAGCUCCCCGCAGCCCCCAGAUGGGCUUGCAGAAAUGGAAGAGGAGGAGGAGGAGGAGGA
Molecule: messenger RNA, 3258 nt
Organism: Chinchilla lanigera (long-tailed chinchilla)
Lineage: Eukaryota; Metazoa; Chordata; Mammalia; Rodentia; Chinchillidae
Gene: Il17ra
Product: interleukin 17 receptor A
Molecular function (GO): ATP hydrolysis activity; ATP binding
Source: RefSeq, a predicted model, not a curated record